GCCUUUGAAAGGUACCAGAAACAGAUAUCGAAAGUAAUUUGACAGCAAAGCCUUCGGCGCGCUCAGAUUCGCCUUAACAUUAGUGAAGGUGUUAAUCAGUUACCCUUGAUAAUUUCCCAAGGUAAGCCAUACAAUAUUGUGGCGUGUUUAAGGCUAUUUUUUAUAUUCAAGCUUAGGAACAAUAUAAGACUUCCGAAUAUCGAAGAUGAUUCGCCUGACAGACUUCGGAUUGAUGAAAGAUGGCAUAGAAAUAUAUGUUAUUUGCCGGUUGGGAGGUCCGUAUGGUGAAAAACUGUGACCGAGGUCUUGAGGUCUCACUUGUAGCUUAUUAUAUAAGUUGGUCAGGCAAUGAAAGGAUGUGGUAGCUGGGUGAUACAUUCACAUCUCAGUCCAGGGCUUCAAGCUGCUACCAAUAUGGGCCCAGUUGUUCAAAGGCCGGUUAGUGCUAGCCCAAGGUUAAAUUUUAAUGCAGGUUUCUAUAUUUCUUUUUUCCAAAGCCUUUUAGAUAAAAUUUUCUCUGUUCUUUUUGGAACAUCCAAUGAUCAACUUGCAAUCAAAAAGAUUUGAACUGAAUUUUCUUUAAAAGCUUUCAGACCUGAAAUCAAAUUCCAUGCUAACCCUGGGUUAUCUUAACCCAGAUUUGAACAACCUGGGCAUGGUCUUCAGCCUGAGAAGAAAACAAUAGUUUUAUUCAGAAUUUAAUGCUAAUUUUCUUGGUAUUUUCUCAGGGUGACUUUUUUGUUUCUCUGUAGGUUUCAGGCUCAAUAAAGUUGUUUGGUUACUCUUGAUUUAACAUGGAACCUAACACACCCAAUGACAAUGGUAUGGUUUAGUUAUGCUAGUAAAAGUAUACUUACUUUUUUUAUAUAUGGACUAUUUUUGUCUGUAGUUCAAUCUGUGUAUCUUUUGAGUGUUUUUUGCUUAGUCUGCAGCAUGAAGAGGGUACAGUUAUUACAUGGUUGUCUAUUUAGAUGAAUGUGGAUUUCAAGUUCUCAGGCUAACAUUAUGAUAAUGACUUCCAAAAUAAAUGGUUCUUCUACAUGUAGAGGUACAUGUCAUUCACUGGAUACAAUUCAUUCCAGAUUCUCCACACAAUUUGUAUUCCUUGGUGAGAAUAGAUAAAGGGAAGGUGUCUUGAGCAAGAAAACUUUAUGUCAUCAGCCAUACCUUAAACAGAGAACCUGAAAAAUUUUCUUGCCCUCUCAGCAUGGCAUUUUCUUUGUGACUAAAUAUUAAUUUGAUAUGGUUUAUUCUCAGGUUUGGCACCACCUCCCUAUGCACCACCCCCGUACUCAGGAGAUGCAUCAGCUCAACCCCAGUACCCUCCCCCUGGCCAGGGGUAUGGUUGGCAACAGCCACCACCACCCACAGCAUACCCAGGCCCUCCACAGCCGUAUGCAGGUGUCCCACCUGAAAAAACAGGACACCAAACACAGCCCCCUUGCUACCAUGCACAGUUUCCACCUGGACAGCCUGGUUAUACUGUGCAGCCUGGUUACUACCCAAGUUAUCAACAAGGUUAUGUUCCUCCUAUAACAACUCAACAAACAAACUCUGUCACUGUUGUGGUAAGUCAGGAUUAUUGUCUGAAUAAACUUUCUUCCUGCAAUUGUGUGCUGUCUGAAAAAUGAUCAAAAACACGGUCAAAUUCACUUAGCUUCACAAGUAUUGCUUUAUUCAUUGUUUUUUUCAGCAAGGGGGCGUUGGACCCAGUGUUAUUUUGGCACCACAGCUAGCACCCCCUGAUUACUGUUUCUUGGCCUGGUUUGCAUGUCUCUUCUGUUUUUGCCCAACUGGAAUUUGUGCCAUAUUGAAAUCCAAUGAGGUAAGCUGUCACAUGGUCUCUUGAGUCCGGUCCACAUCUGUUAUACCAUGACAAAAAUUGCCUGAUACUAACGAAAGAACUAAACUAAAAUUAAAAUUGAAAUUAAAAAUAAAAUUCAUGAAAUGUCUUUCUUGAUAUUUAUUCAUAUAAAUCAGCUUACUUCAUUUUGUAACACAAGAGUGCAACUAUUUGUUUUCUUUUCAUCUUUGGGCAGACACGUGAUGCCAUUAUUCGAGGAGACUUUGCUACAGCCAAUAUGUUGAGCAUGGAGGCCAGGAAGUUGGCAAACUUGUCAAUUGGCAUAGGAAUAACUCUCUUUGUUGUGGGCAUGAUUGUUCGCUUCGUAGCCUUCACUGCUACCUCGUAAACAUGAGGACAUGACAUCUUUUAUAUCUUAUCCAAAGAGAAGUUAACUUUGGUUGUAUGGAGAAUUUUUUAGACCCUAGGUGCCAAAAAAAAUUAGGUUUGAAAGAAUUUAGAAACAACUAAUUCUAGACCCUUAGGUCAUGAUUAGGUUGUAAAUCAAUAAUCACUUUAAACAUUCAAAUUGUUAGCUUUUUAAAGUGUACUUGGUGGUUUUCACAAAUCUAUUUUGUCAACUUUAGGUUGAUAAUGGAGGUAGUCUACCAGCUUUUUUAUUAUGGUAGAGUAAACAUAUAUUGAUUAUUAUGAUUAAGUUGGUCAGGCAAUGAAAGGAUGUGGUAGCUGGGUGAUACAUUCAUAUCUCAGCCCAAGGCUUCAAGCUGCUACCAAUAUGGUCUUCAGGCUGAGAAAACAAUUUGAUGGCUAAAUUUGCAACAAAAUUGCCAAUUUGGUGACUUAUGUUUGGCAUCCAUGUAACUUAUGGUCUUAAGUUAGAGAUAAACAUUUACACAGAACACUGAGUAAUCCUGUUUUUUUUUUCUUCUUCAUUUCUUCUUUCUGCCUUUGAAAAUUUCUUUUUCUGGUGAAAACAUUAUGAUUUAUGGUCACCAAUUGGUUAAUUUGAAAGUAGUGAAGCAUGGAGCCCUGCACCACCACUGAAGGUUGUCACCAUAAAGUAAUGUAAUUACUUAAAAUACACCAGCUGCUCUGUCUUUUUCAUUAGGGAUGAAGGAUUUAGAUAUUGGUACUUUGAGUAACUCUCUUUGUUGUCAUGAUUUACUGCUGGUAAUAGGGAGGUGGUCUCUCUAAGUGGCAAUGUCAGGCAAGGAUGAUUUUUGAGAAUUUUAAAUGAUUGCCUGAUUUUUAACCAAUGCCUUAAGGUUUGGAGCCAAGAAUUCUGUUAAGUUUAGAAGGGAAAACACUAACAAACAAAGUUACUUUCACUUGCUCCCUGCUAUGUUGAAUAAAAAGUUAUAAGCUAUCAUACAUAAGCUGUCAUACAGUAAUAGUGAACAAGUGAAGAUCAAAGGUCUUGUGUAUGCUGAUUCUCCCAAAGCUAUUUAGUCCUGGUGCUGAACAAUCAACUUAAGCAAUUUUUUUAAAUUUGUUUUUGAAUUGAAAUAACGCAGUUGGAGUAUUAUUAUCAUAUGAAUGUUAUUUAGAGUAUAUUGUCCUUUAGAGGCAACAAUAGUUCACAGAUUCUUUAGCUAUUAAAUAUACUUUCUCCAGAAAAAAGAUAGAGUGUUUGAGUAAAUUUUAAAAAACCAAACUUCUCAAGGCUGUUACUGAGAGAAGUUGACUAUAAUUAGGUAGAAAACCAGGAGUACAUUUACAACACAAUGUACUAUGCAUCACGAUGGAUUGUUACAAAACCAACUUAAACCAAAGUGAUCAUAUCAGCCAAUCAAAACAAAGGGAAAAAUAUAAAGAGUCAAUUGAAACUGGAAGAAAAUUCACAAUUAAAAUCUGCUUGAAGUACGAGAAAAAGCAAUAAACCAUAGAUGGCCCA
Molecule: messenger RNA, 3698 nt
Organism: Pocillopora meandrina
Lineage: Eukaryota; Metazoa; Cnidaria; Anthozoa; Scleractinia; Pocilloporidae
Source: the annotation of a GenBank genome assembly